AUGUUGGUUGCUGGAAUCGACUCUUCUACUCAAGCUUGCAAGGUUUUGAUCGUCGACUCGGUGACGGGUGAAACCGUGAGAUCUGGAAAAGUCCCCCACCCCGACGGAACUGAGAUUGACCCCAAUGAUUGGUGGCAGGCACUGUUAAAGGCCAUCCAGCAGGCAGGGGGCCUGGACGACGUAGCAGCAGUUUCGAUAGCUGGACAACAGCAUGGGAUGAUUUUGCUCGAUGAAAAUGGCGCUGUGGUCCGCCCGGCAUUGACAUGGAACGACACCCGGAGUGCGGACGCGGCCAAACAGCUCAUAGCCGAGUUUGGAGCAGAUCUAUUUGCAUCAAAGACUGGAAUUGUUCCGGUCGCGUCAUUUACCGCAUCAAAACUCAAAUGGGUAUUGGACAAUGAACCCCAAAAUGCCGAAAAAACCGCUGCAGUAUGUCUACCGCACGAUUAUCUCACCUGGCGGUUGAGGGGCUUCGGCCCGCAAAACAACAACCUCGAAGAAUUGAUCACUGAUCAGUCCGAUGUUAGUGGUACUGCAUACUGGGGAAACGGAUCGUAUUGCAACGAUAUUUUCAAGCACGUUUUUGGCCGUGAUCUGCGAGAGGCAGGAUCACAGGCUCUCAAAAAUUCGGUGAUUGUUCCCAGAGUCCUGAACCCUGGGGACAAAGUAAAAAGUGCCGAUGGAAAACUAGAUUUCGGACCUGGAGCCGGCGAUAACGCGGCGGCCGGUCUUGGUCUGAACUGCAUGCCGGGAGAUGCUGUGAUGUCAUUAGGCACAUCUGGAGUCGUGUUUGGCUCAUCGUCCCGGAACGUUUUCGACCCCACAGGCAUCGUGGCCGGGUUUCGUGACUGUAAUGACAACCACUUGCCACUUAUAUGCACAUUGAAUGGGGCUAGGAUUCUCCAGGCGGGAGCAAAUUUGUUAUCCUGCAACUACUCUGAAUUAGAAGACCUAGCUUUAAAGGCACCUCCUGGUUCGAAUGGGCUUGUCCUGGUCCCGUACUUUGAGGGAGAACGCACACCAAAUCUCCCUCAGGCCAAAGCUCGGCUAGAAAACAUGUCCCUGACAAACUGCACUCGCGAAAAUACUGCUCGGGCUUUUGUCGAAGCCCUUUUAUGCUCUAUGUCAUUUGGACUCUCCGCUAUAGAAGAAACUACUGGGGCCAAGUUUACUAGAAUUGUUAUGAUUGGAGGUGCUUCUAUUAACAAAGCUGUUCAGGAAUGUGCUAGGUCCGUGUUCAAUGUACCCAUCAUCGUUCCAUCCCCCACAGAAUAUGUGGCUCGAGGAGCUGCCGUUCAAGCAGCAUGGGCACUCAGCGGCAAGAAACCGGACUGGACCUUGAAGUUAAACGCAAGUCUUGAAUCUACAUAUGAGCCCCGGGUGUUCCAGCAGUACACAGCAGCCGCUGAAAAAAUGAGUUUGUAA
This is a messenger RNA of Wickerhamiella sorbophila, 1425 nucleotides long. RefSeq names its product Xylulose kinase. The transcript has a single exon. Bases 1 to 1425 code for a protein of 474 amino acids. The record is from RefSeq and is a predicted model, not a curated record. Gene Ontology annotation, biological process: carbohydrate metabolic process. Gene Ontology annotation, molecular function: kinase activity; phosphotransferase activity, alcohol group as acceptor. Lineage: Eukaryota; Fungi; Ascomycota; Dipodascomycetes; Dipodascales; Trichomonascaceae.